Lodderomyces oxycetoniae is the source of this 843-nucleotide messenger RNA. RefSeq lists its product as uncharacterized. Gene Ontology annotation, molecular function: pyrimidine-specific mismatch base pair DNA N-glycosylase activity; uracil DNA N-glycosylase activity. Gene Ontology annotation, biological process: base-excision repair, AP site formation. The coding region runs from base 1 to 843 and encodes 280 amino acids. The transcript has a single exon. NCBI's taxonomy places the organism in Eukaryota, Fungi, Ascomycota, Pichiomycetes, Serinales, Debaryomycetaceae. The record is from RefSeq and is a predicted model, not a curated record.
AUGACAAAGACCCUCAAAAGUAUUAUACAAACAUUCAAAUAUGAAGAAGACGAUGGUUUGGUGAAAAUUGGCGAUAAUGUGAAAAUAUCAAAACCUUCAAAAAGCGUGAGAUCUAGUAGCAGAUCUAGUAGCAGAUCUAGUAGCAGAUCCAGUCCCAGAUCCAGUCCUAAAUCUAAAAGAGCAAAUGUUGACACAUCUGAAUUACCAGAUCUAAGACACUCGCUAAAUUCGAAUCUUGAAGUUUUAUUUGUGGGGUAUAACCCAGGUGUACAGUCUUCGAUCCAACAGCACCACUAUGCGCAUCAUUCUAAUUUGUUUUGGAAACUAUUCAACCAGUCAAACUUGUUGGAAAAAGUUGCUGUUAAGAUAAAGAGUGAUGGUGAUGAUUUACAGAAUUUGAUAGCUAGGGGGUGUACACCAGCUGACGACUUUGACUUGAUCAAGUACGAUAUAGGAUUUUCAGAUUUAUCUUUAAGGUGUACCCAAAGGGCAGAGGAUCUAACAGAGGCAGAGAAAUUUGAUAACUUGCCUCGGCUAAUAAAGGAGAUUAAUGAGAGUAAGGCAAGAAACGUGGUGCUAAUAGGGAAAGGAAUUUGGGAGGUUUUUGUAAAGUAUUACAAGCAGCAGCUAAAUAUGAAGUUUCUGUUGACUAGGGAUAACUUUGUUUGGGGUGAGAUCAAAACGGGCAAGGAUGAAUUGUAUAACAAACUCAUCGAAUACAUUUACUCUCAAAUACCACUACAAACAACAAUAUAUGUCUUUCCUAGUACAUCAGGACUAGUUGCCAGUAUGAAAUUUCCCGAAAAGUUGAAACUAUGGCAGGAUAUGGCAGCUAAUAUUUGA